AUGCAUUUUCCAUGGCGCAGUAAGCAACAGCCAUCGGAAGAACAAUCAUCGUCGCCACCAUCCGAACAGCGCGCUCUAAGUUCGCUCUGGUCUACCACGGAAGACACUCUCCAGAGACACGCAACCAACGUACAAGCCAAACCCGCAAGCGCAAAUGGCGCCCUUCAAGACUACACAGUCAACCGUAUCACAUCCAAUAUAGAAACUCGUAUCAGAGCCGAAGCAUGCGAGCUCGGCACACGUCCCGCGGCAUAUCUUAUUCUAUCCGGCUUCUUUCUGGGCUCUGUUUCGACGCUUGGCGCGACAUUCGUGUACAGGCGAUAUUUUAGGCGUUUGAGGACAGCUGAGUGGGUUACACCUGAUAUACUUCAGCGGAAGAGGUGGGUGAGGGGUGUCGUGACGAGUGUAGGGGACGCAGAUAACUUCAGGUUGUAUCACACACCCAGCUUUGGGUGGAGAUGGCCGUUGAAGUUCAGAAGAGUACCAACCUUGAGCAAAGAACUCAAAGACCAGACGAUCCACGUUCGUAUUGCAGGUGUUGAUGCACCCGAGGGAUCACAUUUUGGUCGCCCAGCCCAGCCAUACGCUGUAGAAGCUCUCGCAUGGUUGAAAAAUACGAUCGAGGGCAAGACAGUCUACUGCCAACUCGUUCGGCGUGACCAAUACUCUCGUAUCGUAUCGGUAGUCAAUCUUCCGCCACCGUUCCUCCCAGGCUGGGUUACCAGAGGCCGGAGCCUCUCACUUGAGAUGCUCCGGGCCGGGACGGGCCUGACCUACGAACAAGCGGGCGCGGAGUAUGGGAAGUACGGGAAGGAUAAGUUUUUGAGAGUUGAAGCUGAGGCGCGAGCCGCGCGCAGAGGGAUGUGGGAAGAUGGUACAGCGAGGGAAACACCAGCGCAGUAUAAGCGGCGGUACGCGCAGGGCGGGUCAGACGUUGAGGCUCAGACCCAAGGUAGGACAAAGGCGGAGAAAGAGAACUCGAAGGGGGGCGGGCUGAGAGACAUUUUGAAGGGACUUUGGUCAUGAACGUCAUCGAAGAUGCCGUUCAUCUAGCCUACCCUAACAAUGAUUUCUCUUGCAGCAUCACAUUUGUGCGUAAGCUGUUGAACUGGACGCAGACCACGGGGACCAUUGAAAUCAACAAAUCGACUUACUUCUGCCCCAACAGCUCUUCAAAUUUCAAUGCGACUUGCUGAUGGUGGACCAAGGGGCUAGUAGUGAUAGACGCAAUCUACCACACUGAUCUAAUCGUGUUUGAUUGCUACUAGAGACACUAAUGUGGAACCAAAGUCACUUCAUUCGUCAAACAUCUUCAUGAAGGAUAGACGCUGAAUCAAGAUCCUGUAAAGUGAUCAUGUGAGGUGUUGUGCCAGGUAAACGAGUAUCGCAUGAUAGUAAUACAUCGACAGUU
Molecule: messenger RNA, 1411 nt
Organism: Suillus paluster
Lineage: Eukaryota; Fungi; Basidiomycota; Agaricomycetes; Boletales; Suillaceae
Exons: 6
Coding region: 1-1026 (341 amino acids)
Cellular component (GO): cytoplasm; mitochondrion
Source: RefSeq, a predicted model, not a curated record